This is a messenger RNA of Gloeophyllum trabeum ATCC 11539, 624 nucleotides long. Its product is annotated as Sm-like ribonucleoprotein. Bases 62 to 397 code for a protein of 111 amino acids. NCBI's taxonomy places the organism in Eukaryota, Fungi, Basidiomycota, Agaricomycetes, Gloeophyllales, Gloeophyllaceae. Gene Ontology annotation, molecular function: RNA binding. Gene Ontology annotation, cellular component: catalytic step 2 spliceosome; precatalytic spliceosome; U1 snRNP. Gene Ontology annotation, biological process: RNA splicing; spliceosomal snRNP assembly. The record is from RefSeq and is a predicted model, not a curated record. The transcript is spliced from 6 exons.
AACAACCAAUACGAGUGCGUCCACUCGGCGGCAUGCGAGCUCUUGACCACUUUGUGCAAACAUGAGUCAAUACGUACACGUCCCAAAGUCUGAACUGGAUGAGGCCCAGCUUCGGCAACUCGAGGAACAUGAGAUCAGUCAAGGUCCUCUCUCCGUCCUACAGCAAGCCGUCAGGAACCACACUCAGGUUCUCAUUUCGUUACGGAACAAUAAAAAGCUUUUGGCUAGAGUGAAGGCAUUCGAUAGACAUAGUAAUAUGGUGCUAGAAAACGUGAAGGAGAUGUGGACGGAAGUGCCCAAAGGCAAGAACAAAAAGCCUGUAAAUAAGGAUCGCUUCAUCAGCAAGAUGUUCUUAAGAGGUGACUCCGUAAUACUGAUUCUACGUAAUCAAGCAUAGGUCCUGUUGUAUUUGUGUCCCAAUAACACGGCCUUCCGCGUGUAAGUAUUAUCGUGGAGGUCACGGUAGCCAGCGUGUGCUCCAGCGAGAAGGGGAAAUUUGUACGAUAUCUAUAAGGUCUUACAGCAUCGUGCAGAUUGAGUCACACUACGAAGUCGCCCUGCACCCCUAGCUGUCCCUGUUGUCUAGGGCCCUCCUGGUCUUGAAGAUUGAACUCAGCGUUAUCC